Micropterus dolomieu (smallmouth bass) is the source of this 2449-nucleotide messenger RNA. It is a transcript of the gene inab, whose product is annotated as internexin neuronal intermediate filament protein, alpha b. The coding region runs from base 339 to 1589 and encodes 416 amino acids. Gene Ontology annotation, molecular function: structural constituent of postsynaptic intermediate filament cytoskeleton. Gene Ontology annotation, biological process: intermediate filament organization. NCBI's taxonomy places the organism in Eukaryota, Metazoa, Chordata, Actinopteri, Centrarchiformes, Centrarchidae. Gene Ontology annotation, cellular component: postsynaptic intermediate filament cytoskeleton; intermediate filament; cytoplasm. The record is from RefSeq and is a predicted model, not a curated record. The transcript is spliced from 5 exons.
GCCAGCUGUUGUUAUGAGACAUUCAGGGGGCGGUGUUUGAUCCUGUCUAUCAAGAGGAGGCGGGACUGGACUGUCUGUAAUCUUGACGCGGACACGUAACACCACGGUCAUCUGUUAUCAGCUUGCAGCUCUGCUAGCAAUGACCUCUUCUCGGCCGGAAUGAAAAUGGCACCUGAUAAAGGAAGAUUUUCGGGGAUUCUCCCCGUUAUGCGUCCUCUCCAUCGCGGACUGGGGUGAACGUGUCCACACGGGGAGGUUACCGGUCCUCCUCUCUAUCCCGGAGCAACGUUCCAUCUCUGGGCUCAUAUAGUAGAAAGUCCGGCCGCUCCUUCGCGUCCAUGCCACUGGAGACCUUCGACCUGACACAGAGCAACGUCCUCAACAAUGAGUUCAAAAUCAUCCGCACCAAUGAGAAGGAACAAAUGCAGGGUCUUAAUGACCGCUUUGCAAUGUUCAUCGAGAAAGUGCGCAACUUGGAGCAGCACAACAAAGUGCUGGAGACGGAGCUCACUACCCUGCGCCAGCGGCAGAACGAGCCGUCCCGCUUGGCCGAGCUUUACCAACAAGAGAUCCGUGAACUGCGCUCCCAGCUCGAAGAGCUGAACGGGGAGAAGUCCCAGUUCAUGCUGGAGAGGGAUAGUAUUGAAGACGAGCUCCAGAAGCUCAGGGGGAAAUACGAAGAUGAGUUCCGUGCCCGGGAGGAGGCAGAAGCCAUCCUCAAGGCUUUUAAGAAAGAUGUGGAUGAUGCCACCAUGGUGCGCCUGGACCUGGAGAAGAAGGUGGAAUCUCUGCUGGACGAGAUCAACUUCCUGAGGAAGGUGCACGAGGAGGAGGUGGCCGAGCUGAUGGACAUGAUCCAGGCUUCCCAGGUGUCUGUGGAGAUGGAGGUGUCCAAGCCGGAUCUCACCUCCGCCCUCAAAGAGAUUCGAGGCCAGUACGAGUCCAUGGCGUCAAAGAACCUGCAGUCCGCUGAGGAGUGGUACAAGACCAAGUUCGCCGACUUGUCUGAGCAGGCUACCCGGAGUAAUGAGGCCAUCCGCGCCAGCAGGGAGGAAAUUAACGAGUUCAGAAGGCAGCUGCAGUCCAAGACCAUCGAGAUAGAGAGUCUGAGGGGAACCAACGAGUCUCUGGAAAAGCAGCUCCGGGAGAUGGAGGACAGGCACAAUGCAGAGAUAGGAAACUACCAGGACAGCAUGGCAGAGCUGGAGAAUGAGCUGAGGGCCACUAAGAGCGAGAUGGCUCGUCACCUGAGGGAGUACCAGGAUCUGCUGAAUGUCAAGAUGGCACUGGAUAUUGAAAUCGCAGCUUACAGAAAACUGCUAGAGGGGGAGGAGACUCGCAUCGGGACAGGGAUUAGCUAUCCCAGCUCCAUGAGCUCAGGUGUUGGGCAAGGUUACAACUACCAGUCCCGUAUUUACACCAGCUCCAGCAAGAGCAAGAAGGAGAGCAAGGACGAGGACCAGCAGCAGGAGAGCAGUUCUGGAGGCAAGGUCUCCCAGCGUGAAGUUUAUGAGGAGACAGUGGUCACCACCAAGAAGGUGGAGAAGCAGCAAGACCCCAGCGAUAUUCCCACCAGUCAGAAAAACUAAGAUCUUACUGUAAGCCUGCUUUUGACCCCUUAAGCUUCUCGUUACCCUCUCUUAAACCCAUUCCUCUUCUCAUUUCCCAUCCUAAAACAAACCCUCUUGCUUUCUAUUGAAGCACUUGUGGAUAUCUAAGAUGAUGGCUCUGCUUUGCGUUCUCAUUAUACGCAUAGCAAGAAUAUCAUGGUUUCUAUCUGAAUUAUUGUGUGUUGGAUUUCCACAAGUGUGCAGAGUGCAGGAGCUAGAUGUUUGUUUUACAUGGGUUUAUUCUUCCUUGUCCCCUGUGUCCCCCACAUGCAUUCCCAAAGGAAAUCCAUUAUAACUACUGUAACCAUCACUCUAUACAAAACCACAGUACAUCUGUUCUCUCUCUGUCUCCUUCACACACUCAACAUCGAACAAUAAAAAGCACUUAGGUAGCAUCUCUUACAGAAGUACGGUCUUUCAAAAUAUAAUAUUCUUAAACAGUCUUUCACACUUUGGGAUAAUAUUACGUCGAUAUGUGAUAAUGAAACACAAUAGAUAAUAACUGGUCAUUCACUUCUACCACAAGCUGUGAGAAACUCUCAACACAUUCCAAUGGAAGCAUGUGUGUGCGAGUGUUACUGUGAACAUUUAAAGGACAAAAGAUUCAAAACACGUCAGCUAGUAUCAGUUACUCUUUCUGCAUUCACUUAUAUAAUACAAAUACAAUUAUUCCUGGCAUAAUAACGACAGUUUAGUAAGGAAGCACAAAGUAAGGAAACCUGGCAAAAUAAACAAUAAUAUAUGAUUGUGUCUUGCUGAGCCAUUGUUUUAAGCCUGUUUACUAAAAAUGGAGUUGAAAAGGAUGAACAUCCUUGGCCGAGCACAGACUCCUUUUUUAA